AUGCGCUAUCGGCUUAUCGUGGGCCUCGGCUUGAGAGUGAAAGAGGAAGGACAUCACCACACCUCGGACGGGCGAGGCGGGAGGAAAGAUGGAGGAGUCUUUUCUACAUCUCGUGCUGCUAGAUAUGUUACGGAUACACAUAUCCUGCAAUACACAUUAUCAAGUAUCAUGCCUGCCGAGUCGAAAUACCCUCCCAUCAACAUCCCCAAUGUCGGCCUCUGGGACUUUCUGUUCGAGAGGAAGGACCGUGACUUUCCAGAUGACAAACCCAUCUUCGUCGACGCCGACACCAAUGCCUCUCUCACCUACAGCCAAGUCAAGCAGACCGCAUCAGACUUCGGCAAAGGCCUAAAGGCACUCUGGGACUGGCAGAAAGGCGAUGUCCUCGGAAUCUACUCCCCCAACAGCAUCGAAUUCCCAGCCGUAACAUGGGGCUGCCACUUCGCCGGCGGCAUCGUCUCCCCCGCGAAUCCCGGCUACACCGUCUCCGAACUCGCCUUCCAACUCAAGGACAGCGGCGCCAAAGCCAUCGUCACCCAACUCCCCCAACUGGAAAUCGCCCUCCAAGCCUGCGCCCACGUCGGCAUCCCCACCGACCGCAUCGCCCUCAUGGGUCAAGCCCGCCAUCCUGAAUCCGGCCGCUUCAAACACUGGACUACCAUCCGUAACCUCUCCGGCACCUCGCGCUACCGCCGCGCCAAAGUCGACCCGGCAAAAGACCUCGCCUUCCUCGUCUACAGCUCCGGCACCACGGGCAAACCAAAGGGCGUCAUGCUCACGCACCGCAACAUCGUAGCCAAUACCCUUCAAAUCACCUCGGCCGAAUCCCCGCUCUCCUGGCAACCCCGCCCGGACGCUCCAGAGGGCGACAGUAUCCUAGCCUUCCUCCCCUUCUUCCACAUCUACGGCCUGACCGUCGUGCUCCACCAAUCCUUCUUCCGCGGCACCAAGACCGUCGUCAUGCCGAAAUUCUCCCUCGAAGCCUGGUGCGCCGCGGUCCAAACCCAUCGUAUCACCUUCGCCUACGUCGUCCCGCCCGUCAUCCUCCAGCUCUCCAAACACCCCCUCGUCUCGUCCUACGACCUGAGUACCCUCCGGAUGAUGAAUUCCGGCGCCGCGCCCCUGACUCACGAACUAGUAACCGCGCUCUACGACCGCAUCGGCGUGCCUGUCAAGCAGGGUUAUGGUUUGAGCGAAACCUCGCCGACGACACACACCCAACCCUGGGAUCUCUGGCAGAGCACGAUCGGGGCUGUAGGGACUAUGCUCCCCAACCAGACGGCGAAAUACAUGUCCGCCGACGAGACCGAGGUGCCUGUAGGCGAAGUCGGCGAGCUGUGGAUCAAAGGCCCGAAUAUCUUCUCCGGCUACUUGAACAACCCCGAGGGUACGAAGAAUGCAUUGACAGAGGACGGCUACUUCAGAACAGGCGACGUGGGUUAUCAAGACAAAAACGGCAAUUUCUAUAUUACAGACAGAGUGAAGGAGUUGAUUAAGUACAAGGGGUUCCAAGUCCCGCCUGCUGAGCUCGAGGGCCUGUUGGUCAGUCAUCCGAAGAUCGAUGAUGUGGCUGUGGUGGGGAUCUAUCGGGAGGAGGUGGCGACGGAGGUGCCGGUUGCUUUUGUUAAGCUGCGGGAGGGGGUUGUGGCUAGUCCGGCGGUGGAGAAGGAGAUUGUGGAAUGGCUCACAACCAAAGUCGCCAACCAUAAGCGUUUGCGCGGCGGGGUGCGGUUCGUGGAUGAGAUCCCGAAGAGUGCUAGUGGGAAGAUUUUGAGGAGGGUGUUGAAGGAGAGGUUGGUGGUGGAGGAGGAGAGGAAGGCGGGGAGGGCGAAGUUGUGA
Molecule: messenger RNA, 1839 nt
Organism: Recurvomyces mirabilis
Lineage: Eukaryota; Fungi; Ascomycota; Dothideomycetes; Mycosphaerellales; Teratosphaeriaceae
Exons: 3
Coding region: 1-1839 (612 amino acids)
Biological process (GO): secondary metabolic process
Molecular function (GO): CoA-ligase activity
Source: RefSeq, a predicted model, not a curated record